Molecule: messenger RNA, 1135 nt
Organism: Rhincodon typus (whale shark)
Lineage: Eukaryota; Metazoa; Chordata; Chondrichthyes; Orectolobiformes; Rhincodontidae
Gene: pphln1
Product: periphilin 1
Exons: 10
Coding region: 158-1135 (325 amino acids)
Biological process (GO): negative regulation of DNA-templated transcription; protein localization to heterochromatin; negative regulation of gene expression, epigenetic
Cellular component (GO): nucleoplasm
Source: RefSeq, a predicted model, not a curated record
CGGGGGAAGGGAGGGUGAAUUAAAACCGGUUCCUGGUGGUUCGCCGUCAAGGCAGUGAAUGAAAGAUUGCGUUCCUUCCCCCCCGCAUCCCCGUGCUUUUCAAAGGUGAAUGUCGAAAGCAGCGAUCUUAGGACUCAAGCAUCAUACAUAGGAGGGAAUGUGGUCUGAGUCACGAUCACAAUGUGGCGAAAGAAAUCAACGGGGUCGCUUACAUCCUGAAAGAACACAACAUGCAGAAUCUGCAGAUUUUCAAAGAUCAGUGCAAGUGAUGUCAAGGAGGCAGGAUUAUGAUCGCUGUGGUGAUGGAGGAAGAGGUGGCAGCACAGGCCGUGAAUAUAAUUAUUAUAGCCAUUCUGAGGAGUAUCGAGGGUAUUCUGCUGACAAUCGUGAUUAUGGACAUGGUCGCCGGUUUGGUCCUUCACCCAAAACUGGCUCCUGGGAUGAUGAAAAUUCAAGGUGGCCCAGAGAGGAUCAUUCAGAAAAUAGACCUUCCGAUUAUAGAGGACCGAAGACAAAGAGAUAUGCUAUGACUAUUAGGGAUAACUUCAGAAGGAAGAAUUUCUAUUCCUCUCCGCAUGUCCGAGAGCGUUCUCCUCAUAAAAGAGAAGCACCAUACUCCAGAAGAGAAUCUCCUCACAGCCGUUCUGGAUCAAGUAUCAGCAGCAGAAGUUAUUCUCCAGAUAAAAACAAGCAGCCAUCUUCUCAUCAGUCCCAGUUCAGCAAAAAUAGAGAAAGAUCUUCUGUUUCUUCUUUGAACCCCUCAAGAGAUGCAUCUCCAUCGAGUUCAGUGCCACCAGCUACGUCAAAGGCUGCAAACUUUGAAAAAUCCAGCAAAACGUCUGAGAACCUGAAUAAGGAAGGUGUAAGUGAAUGGUGUUCGGAACAGCAGCAGAUUCCAGAGCUGGAAAUGAAUGAAUGUGAUAAUAUUGAUCCUGUUCAAAUGCUGUUUCCAGAUAAAUUGGAUGAUCUAGAGAUAAAUACACGAAGUGCUGUUGAUCUCAUAGAUCUAAACCAAACAGAUGUUCGCACCAGAGCAAUUGCUGAGAAAACCAAAGAGAUUGAAGAGCUGCGAGUGGUCAUGGUUCUGGAAAGAGCUGGGGAUCUAAAGUGCUCUGGUGGUGAUGCUUGUGGAUAA